Messenger RNA from Corythoichthys intestinalis (scribbled pipefish), 1887 nucleotides. Its product is annotated as gastrula zinc finger protein XlCGF57.1-like. Gene Ontology annotation, cellular component: nucleus. Lineage: Eukaryota; Metazoa; Chordata; Actinopteri; Syngnathiformes; Syngnathidae. Gene Ontology annotation, biological process: regulation of transcription by RNA polymerase II. Gene Ontology annotation, molecular function: RNA polymerase II cis-regulatory region sequence-specific DNA binding; DNA-binding transcription factor activity, RNA polymerase II-specific. The transcript is spliced from 2 exons. The record is from RefSeq and is a predicted model, not a curated record. The coding region runs from base 76 to 1728 and encodes 550 amino acids.
UGGGGGUUUAGCUUAGCUGCUAACAGAGGCACGCGUCGGCAAGCAGACACCGAGUGCGAGUUCAAAGUGUGGAAAAUGUGCGCGAGGAGGACCGCAGCGUUUAGGUUGGACGAGGAACUUUAUAGAGUAAAAGACGAGCCGCCAAGUCAAGAACUGGAUGUCAUUUUGAUAAAAAGGCCUUGGGUUGGGCUAAGCACAGGAGAUGUCAGUAAAGUCCAUCAUCCUGAGCAGGAGCCCUCUCACAUCAAAGAGGAGGAUGAGGAUGAGGAGGAAGCGUUCUUACCCAUUCAAGAAGAAAAAGACGAGCACUUUAUCCAGGUUCAGCACCCUUACAUAAAAAAAGAAGAGGAAAAUUUUCCCUAUAUUCAAGAAGAAAAGCAUGAUUUUAUCAAGGUUCCACCGACAGGUGUCCCCUUAAAGGGUGAAGAUGAAGAUCAAAGUGAGAGUAGAGGGACGAAGCCUCCGAAAAGUAGCAGUAGCAGCUGCUCAACAGAACGUGACGGAGACCAAUUGAGAGGAUCACCAGCAGAUGGCCUCAUAGCUCCACUAUCAGAUCAUAACUCUCCCUCUUCUGACUAUGAUGAUGAUAAAGGGUCUGAAGGUCAUAAAUGUGACAUUGACAACAAACGCUCAGAAUGCUCUCCGUGUGAGAAACCCUAUUUUAACAAGUCUGUAUUGAAAAUGCAUAUGAAAACGCACACUGGAGAAAAACCUUUUGCCUGCUCAGUUUGCGGUAAAAGAUUCUUUAGAAAAACGGACUUCGAGAAACACACAAGAAUACACACUGGGGAGAAGCCUUUUGUCUGUUCAGUUUGUGGUAAGAGAUUCACUGAAAAGGGACACUUAAUCAGACACACCAGGACACACACUGGUGAGAAGCCUUACUCUUGCUCAGUCUGUGGUCAAAGAUUUGCUCAUAAGGGAGGUGUAAAAACACACACUAGAACACACACUGGGGAAAAACCUUUUUCAUGCUCAAUUUGUGGCAAAACAUUCAAACAAAGUAGUAACUUAAAAGUUCACACAAGAACACACACUGGUGAAAAACCUUUCCCCUGCUCAAUUUGUGGUCAAAGAUUUGCUCAAAAAGGAGAUUUAACAAACCACACAAGAAUACACACUGGUGAAAAACCUUUUGUCUGCUCAGUUUGUGGUCAAAGAUUCACUGAAAAAGGACACUUAAUAAGUCACACCAGGACACACACUGGGGAGAAACCUUAUUCCUGCUCAAUUUGUGGUCAAAGAUUUGCUCAUAAGGCAGGUGUAAAUUCACACACUAGAACACACACUGGGGAAAAACAUUUUUCAUGCUCAAAUUGCGGCAAAACAUUCAAACAAAAUAGCAACUUAAAAGCUCACAUAAGAACACACACUGGUAAAAAACCUUUCCCCUGCUCAGUUUGUGGUCAAAGAUUUGCUCAAAAAGGAGAUUUUAAAAAACACAUACGAACACACACUGGUGAUAAACCUUUUUCCUGCUCAAUUUGUGGCCAAAGAUUCACAGAGAAGAGAAAAAUAAAGCGACACUUAAGGACACACACUGGUGAAAAACCUUUCUCUUGCUCAUUUUGUGAUCAAAAAUUCCCUCAGAAGACCAACUUGAUAAGACAUACAAUGAGACACACCGGUGAGAAACCUUUCUCCUGCUCAGUUUGUGGUCAAACUUUCACUCGGAAAUAUCUGAUCAAGGAACACAAGUGUGUUGGUGUGAAAAGCAGUGACCAAUGAAGUAUUGCUGGUCAUCUAAGUGGAUGUCAUCUGUUUGUGCUUACUAGGGACAAGAAUUGAGGAUUCACAAUUAUUCUAAAAUACUUCUAGCAAUAAAUGUACUAUGUUCCUGCUUUAUUUUUGUUAAUGUAUGAUACUUAUAUCUAUAUUAUUAAAAGA